Strongylus vulgaris is the source of this 561-nucleotide messenger RNA. NCBI's taxonomy places the organism in Eukaryota, Metazoa, Nematoda, Chromadorea, Rhabditida, Strongylidae. The record is from the annotation of a GenBank genome assembly.
AACAGUGACCUCAGCUCAGACGACGAAGUUUCUGUUGAAGUUGAACAAGAAACAACAGAGGUACCUGUCGCAGUUCAAAACGAAAGUGGGAAUUUGUGGAAUCAGAAAUACCACAUUGAUGACAAAGAAGCCCUGAGCAUGUCGCAACACAAGAAAGUUCUUGAGAGUUCUUCUUCGUCUAGUUCCACUAAUAGUUAUGAAUCUUCUUCUUCCUACGAAGAAGAAGAUGAAGGUGAAAGGGCUUCUGUUACAGCAGCUGACGCUUUGAAUGAUGCCAAUUCUCUACGUCUUGGAAUGGGUGAUUUUGUGUUUUAUAGUGUUCUUGUUGGCCAGGCUGCAACGACAGGAAAUAUUGGAGCAACGAUUGCGGCCGCGUUAGGUGUAGUUUAUGGCCUAUUGGUUACCCUCACAUAUUUCAGUAACGGCGAUGAAACUACGCCGGCUCUUCCGAUAUCUAUAGUGCUUGGAACUGUUUUCCACUACGGCUAUCUGCUCCUCGAGCCAUACAUCAUGCAUUUCAUGGACGUCUUCUUUGAAUUUUUAUUUGACGAACUUCCUUAG